AUGAUUACAAUAAUAAUGUAUGUAUAUAUAUGGUACCUUCAUUCAUAUAUAUAUACGUACCUUUAUUAUUUAUUUAUUACAAAGGUAUCUAUACGAAGGUACGAGCAGAAAAUCCUGGCAGUGGAUUUUUCCGAGUCCCCCGGUGAAGUUUUCCCUGUGAAAGGACUGCAGCGCACGCUCUCACACCUGGAACACGAGCGCCGGUACAAGGGACUCUUCCAAGCCGCAUCCCCCGAAGUAUCGGCCGCCAUGCACUCCCUCUCGAGCCCCCACGCAAUGACAUGGCACCGCGUCUGCCCCUUCGAGCCGCGGCUCCAGAUGGCCUCGCACCUCUGCAAGAUGCGCAUUCGACAGGAACUCGACCUCCCCAUGCCCUGCCUCACCGACGCGCACAACAACCAGCGUCUCGCGCACUGCUGCAACCCGCCUCACGUGGCCCUCGAACCUCGCCACGCUUUCAACCACCUAAUCUGCGUCCACACCAGCAACGCAGGAGGCAACCAGACCAGGACACACGACAAGGUAAAAUUCGCCGUUCAAGCAGUCUGCAAGCUGGGCGGCCUGAUCACGUUCACCGAGCCCAUCGGCGAGAUACCGGGUACCACGAACCGGAACGGCAACACCAACAACCUGCGACCAGACAUCCGAGUCGACGGCCUGCGAGACACCGGCAUCACAAUCCUCGCAGACGUCUCCAUCACCCACAUUAUGGACUCGGCAGUCAACCACACGAGCCAACCACGACCCCGCCAAGGCAACUCGGCCCCCAACAGCGACCCCAUCAUGAGACGCGAGACUGACAAGAAUAACAAGUACAAGGCGGCGGCCACGGCGGUGCAUAAGGAAUUCAUCCCGCUCGUGAUGGACACGUACGGAAGGAUGGGCAAACCGUUCCUCAACUUCCUCAAAGACGUCGCCGCACUCACCGCCCGCCGAGCCUCGGGCAACGUCAACGAGCGGACGCAAGCCAUCUACGACUCCAUCGACCCGCCGAACGAGCUCCGAAACCGUAUCCACCUCCGAAACCUCGCCCUCGUACACGUCGCGCUUAUCAUCUCGCUCAUGCAAAGGGUCGCCGGAUCGACCGUCACCAACGACCGCCAGCACGGCGCUCGUGGCGGAAUGUACGGAGCACACGAACACUACGUGCAGCCGUACCCGGUCACUAAUUUCUAA
Molecule: messenger RNA, 1176 nt
Organism: Micromonas commoda
Lineage: Eukaryota; Viridiplantae; Chlorophyta; Mamiellophyceae; Mamiellales; Mamiellaceae
Exons: 1
Coding region: 1-1176 (391 amino acids)
Source: RefSeq, a predicted model, not a curated record